Molecule: messenger RNA, 1059 nt
Organism: Nothoprocta perdicaria
Lineage: Eukaryota; Metazoa; Chordata; Aves; Tinamiformes; Tinamidae
Gene: APRT
Product: adenine phosphoribosyltransferase
Exons: 5
Biological process (GO): adenine salvage; AMP salvage
Cellular component (GO): cytoplasm
Molecular function (GO): adenine binding; adenine phosphoribosyltransferase activity; AMP binding
Source: RefSeq, a predicted model, not a curated record
GUGCGGGAGCGCGUGCGGCCCUUCCCCGACUUCCCCGCGCCCGGGGUGCUCUUCCGCGACAUCAGCCCCUUGCUGAAGGACCCGGUGGCUUUCGGGGCUCUGCUCGACCUCCUCGAGGCCCAUCUGAGGGCCUCCUUCCCCCACAUCGACUUCAUCGCAGGUCUCGACUCGCGCGGCUUCCUCAUCGGGCCGCCGCUGGCACAGAGGCUGGGCAUCGGCUUCGUGCUCAUACGCAAGAAGGGGAAGCUUCCCGGGCCCACGGAGUCCGUCUCCUACGCGCUGGAAUACGGCRAGGCCGAGCUGGAGAUCCAGAGCGACGCGGUGGAGCCGGGCCAGAAGGUGGUGGUGGUCGAUGACCUGCUGGCCACGGGAGGCACCAUGCGCGCGGCCUGCGAGCUGCUGGCGCGGCUCCGUGCCCACGUCCUCGAGUGCCUCGUGGUCAUCGAGCUGCGGCCGCUGCGCGGGGCCGAGCGCCUCCGCCCGCUGCCCUUCCACUCGCUGCUGCAGUACGACUGAGGGACACCGCCGGGGACACCACGGGGGACAGCGGGGACACCACAGGGACACUGCAGCCCACCCCGUGCUGACCCUACAUUGCAAACACCUCCAUUCCUCUUGUUUUCCAAGCCUCAGAACUAGUUGUGUUUAGGAGUUUUUUUUUUUACUUUCAUGCUCAUCCUUCUGGGAAGGGAGAGUGGUUUUUGGGAAGCAUGAAGCAGCUUUCGGGAUUUGUUGUUAUUUUUUUAAGGAGAGCGGAGGGAGAUGGGUGCUGCCGGGGCAGGAGGGACUGGGGGCAGUGCGGGGCCUGGCGGUGCCUUGGCCAAGCUGUGCUGGUCGGGCACAGGGCACCCUUGGGUGUCAAGGGAAGCGCAGCCGCCUCUCGCCUUGUGCAUCCCGUCCUGCUCCGCUCGUGGCCGUGGGAGCUGGACCCACAGGUUGGGCCUGGCUCUGUCCUGGGAGCAGCUUCAUCCCCGCCUGCCAAAGCUCGGGGCUGGUGUCCCCGCCGAACAGGGCCUGGACGCGCUGAUAAAAUAAACGCUGCCCUGCUGCUUUUUUAAA